Molecule: messenger RNA, 1098 nt
Organism: Rubroshorea leprosula
Lineage: Eukaryota; Viridiplantae; Streptophyta; Magnoliopsida; Malvales; Dipterocarpaceae
Source: the annotation of a GenBank genome assembly
AAUUUCUCCUUUCCCCUCAGAGCUCUACCUGCGCGGAGACCAGAAGAGCCCAGAAAACGAGAAAUGUCGGCGUGUCGUUGGAAAACCUUCGACGAAGAUGAGGACAGGCCGGAGAAGCCCCGCCGUUAUGGGGUUACCGAGAUGCGUGGUCCUAAUCAUACUCUGUUGAGCCAUAAUGUUCUUCAGGAUAUUUUUGAGUCCAUGGGGCAGUUUGUUGAUGGGUUGAAGUUUUAUGGGGGUUCUCACAGUCUGAUGCCAAAAUCUUUCAUCAAAGAAGUGAUUGACACGGCUCACCAACAUGAUGUGUAUGUUAGUACUGGUGGCUGGGGUGAACAUCUGCUUCGUAAAGGUCCAUCGGCUUUCAAAGAAUAUGUUGAGGAGUGUAAGCAAAUGGGCUUUGACACAAUUGAACUGGAUGCAACAUCACUCGGAAUCCCUGAAGAAACUCUUCUAAGAUAUGUGCGCUUGAUUAAGAGUGGUGGUCUGAGAGCGAAACCCCUGUUUAUGGUGAAAUUCAACAAGUCUGACAUCCCCUUAGGAGGUGAUAGAGCAUUUGGGGCUUAUGUUCCUCCAGCACCCCAGUCAUCUGAAUUGGUUGAAGAUGUUAAUCUCUUGAUCAGAAGGGCAGAAAGAUGCUUAGAAGCUGGGGCAGAUAUGAUCAUGAUCGAUGCAGAAGAUAUUUGCAAAAAUGCUGACUCUGUAAGGGCAGACAUAAUUGCCAAGGUAAUUGGGCGCCUAGGCCUUGAGAAAACCAUGUUUGAAGCAUCUGAUGCCAGCACUUCUGAAUGGUUUGUCAAGCAAUAUGGACCUAAGGUGAACCUGUUUGUGGAUCACUCCCAUGUGAUGAAUCUGGAGUGUCUCCGUGGACGAAACCUGGGCAGCAAUCAUUCCUCUGUUCUUGGUUCUUCAUAUUUUCUGUUCUAAGCAAAUAAAGUUUUGUAAAGACGUAUUGUUAUUUGUAAUGUGACACAUGUUUGCUGUCUGGCUGUGACGAAAGUUUAAAGUGCAGAAAACAACAUGCUUUAUUUAUAAAUUUUGCUUCAUCUCAGCUUUAAGAUAACUACUUGGCAUUCUUUUCAAUAUAGGCAAAAAUAAGCA